AAUACAAAUAUUUUAUUUAGGUUGCAACCCUAAUUCAUCUUCCCCACUCAUACUCUGAACCUCAUUAGUCAUUCCUCUCUGUGUUUCCCGCCGGUCGACAUCGCCCCGCCUCCGUGCCAAUAAGAAAUUAAUUUGUUGCUUUUUGUUGGAUUUGUUACAGAAUCAGUAGAAGUGAUAGCUGAAGUUUGAAAUCAGGUAUUCUUGAGCGUGUGAAGCCCGAAAACAUCAAGAAUGAGGCUCCUAACUCAUAAUAUGUUAUCAUCAAACAUCAAAGGCGUGACCAGCGGAUUCCCCCUUCGGAUUGAGGUGGAGAAAGUGGUGGAGAAGGAGGUGGAGUUGAAUGCAGACUUCCUUCGGAACAUGUUUGCCAAGGUUGAGUGGAAGGCGCUCGUGGAGGCCUCCAAAACCUUGGGGUAUACUGAGCUGCCCGAUAAUGUUGAGCCCUCCAUGCUCGACUCUGAUGAGUUUUUAAACAGGUUCCACCACGCCCUCCUCGAGCUCCACCUUGAGGAAGGCGCGUUGGUUUGCCCUGAGACUGGCCGGAAGUUCCUGGUCAACAAGGGGAUCCCUAAUAUGCUGCUACAUGAAGACGAGGUCUGAUUGUUGCCAUGUGCGGUUGUGUUUAGGAAUAUAUGUUUGCCGAUGUCAGAAUCUAAGGGCAAGUAGAAACAUGACAGAUGAUUUAAAUGGUUUGGUUUGUGCUUGUUGAGAAAUCUCAAAUGAGUUCUUGUUAGCCUGCUUGUUUUCAGAUUUUUCAGCAAUACUACACUUUUCCUUUCUUGAA
Molecule: messenger RNA, 784 nt
Organism: Salvia splendens (bonfire salvia)
Lineage: Eukaryota; Viridiplantae; Streptophyta; Magnoliopsida; Lamiales; Lamiaceae
Product: multifunctional methyltransferase subunit TRM112 homolog A-like
Exons: 2
Coding region: 232-600 (122 amino acids)
Biological process (GO): tRNA methylation; rRNA (guanine-N7)-methylation; peptidyl-glutamine methylation
Molecular function (GO): protein heterodimerization activity
Source: RefSeq, a predicted model, not a curated record